Molecule: messenger RNA, 943 nt
Organism: Trichoderma virens Gv29-8
Lineage: Eukaryota; Fungi; Ascomycota; Sordariomycetes; Hypocreales; Hypocreaceae
Exons: 1
Coding region: 1-882 (293 amino acids)
Source: RefSeq, a predicted model, not a curated record
AUGAUCUCGACUGAACAGCAAAAUGAGACAUAUACUAGCGCGUACAACCCUGAAAUCAACGUCGUUCUCACCCGUGGAGAUCCAUGUACAUACGUCAAUUUCACCUCUGGGUAUCCCCAGGGGUGUGAUAUGGAGCCGUGCCCGGGCAAGUUUGUUGUUAUAUUCGGCGCCUUCGUCAACGGAACUGAUCCACAGACGGAAAAUCUGUACCUCAAUACAGUAGACUGCCUUUUGACAUACGGCAGUCUCAAUAUCACACAGGAUGGUACCAAAGCGCCUGUCAUUGUGUCGGGCUCCUACCAGCAAAACACCUCGUCUAGACAGCCAUCUCCCAUUGUUCCAAUCCGCCGCAUCUACAGGGAGAACGCUGACAAAAGUCCGUACUACUUCAAUGCAAAGAGUAUCGCGGGGGACACUUCGGACACUCUAUACAACAGCGCACUUGGCACUCUUUUGCUCAAGCCCAAGGCCGCUUCCUCGGCUGAUCAGGUAGCUCAGCGUAUGCAGAAUAUCUUCAACACCGCGACUCUUGUGGCCUUUGUGCGGUCCCCAGGAGCGGCGGACGUGACCAUCACGACUACGACUACAGAUCCGGUUUACGUGUUUCACCCGCUGGUUUUACUUAUAUUGCUUGUCCCUGCAUUGGCUUUAGUGCUGGGAACAUAUAUGCGCUGGAGGGUCGAAAGCAAUGCUAUCUGCCCUGAAUAUGAUCCUGUGGAAAUUGCGAGACGCGGGCCAGUCUUGGGAAUGGGCCCUUGGGAUGGCAAUCAAGUUGCUAAUAGUGAUGAUGGGGUUGAUAAAAAGCGUGUAACCUUGAACAGAGUUGAAGAGGAUGGUGAACAUGACGGUGAUAAAACAAAGUACCAACUUGAGGUAUUCUAGGAAUGUUUGAUCGAACUGGGUAUAACAGGUUAUAGUGUGAAUUUACCAGUAUUUCUCUUCU